AUGUCUGCGCAUUCUAGGCAGAACUCGGUGGUCAAAUCCAACCUGACAACGGCAAAGGGCGACAAGAUUGGCCCUUGGAAACUCGGUGCUACUUUGGGAGCUGGUAGCACGGGGAAAGUGCUCAUGGCCCAGCACGAAAUUACGGGCCAGCAAGCUGCGGUGAAAAUCGUGUCCAAGUCGAUCUUCAGCUCAUUGGGCAAUGGAACCUCAUCGACAGUGGUGGGUUCGUCUGACCCUGACGUGUUACCCUAUGGCAUCGAGCGGGAGAUUAUUAUCAUGAAGCUGCUGAAUCACCCCAACGUUUUGAGGCUCUACGAUGUGUGGGAAACUAACUCAAGCCUAUAUAUGGUGUUGGAGUACGUGGAAAAGGGUGAACUCUUCAAUUUACUGGUGGACCGUGGCCCUCUGCCCGAGCAUGAAGCGAUUCGCUUUUUUCGCCAAAUCAUCAUAGGUAUUUCGUACUGCCAUGCAUUGGGCAUUGUGCACAGAGAUCUCAAACCAGAAAACCUGCUUCUGGACCACAAAUACAACAUUAAAAUUGCAGACUUUGGAAUGGCCGCGCUGGAAAGCAAAGAUAAGCUGCUAGAAACGUCGUGUGGUUCCCCCCACUACGCUGCUCCUGAGAUUGUAUCCGGCCUACCAUACCACGGCUUUGAGAGUGACGUGUGGUCGUGUGGUGUAAUCCUGUUCGCAUUGCUAACUGGAAGGUUGCCAUUUGACGAAGAAGAUGGAAACAUCAGGAACUUGCUACUCAAGGUACAAAGCGGUCGCUUUGAGAUGCCAGACACAGAUGAGAUUUCCUCGGAGGCCCAAAACUUGAUAUCGAAAAUACUGACGGUAGACCCCGCGGCCCGUAUCAAGGCUAGAGAGAUCCUCAAGCAUCCCUUGCUUCAAAAAUACCCCAGCAUAAAAGACUCUAAAAGCAUCAGAAAUCUUCCUCGCGAGGAUACGUAUUUGAACCCUCUCGAUAACGUUGAUGGAGUUAUUGACGACUCAAUAAUAGACAACCUUGUGGUUUUGUGGCAUGGGAGAAAUAAAGAGGAGAUAAUUGCAAAGCUGAAAGGGUCGGGUGCGAAUAUAGAAAAGACAUUCUAUGCCCUGCUAUAUCGUUUUAAAGUCGACAGUCAGCAGGACCAAAUGAAACAGCGGAAAUCUCAGGUUGGUCAACAAUCUCCUAAGAAAAGUGGCAUACGCAAUUCUGCUUCUCGCCGCUCUAUCGUUAACACAGCUACGCCCAAAAAGAAAAUGAAUGGACCAGUAAUAAGUGCAUCCUCGUCUCAUAAAAGACCUGUAUCUUUUAAUAGGCCCUCUCUUGCGAAUGGUAGCAGCGAAAACAGGUCUCCCACUCCCACUUCUGGCAAGCGCGCUUCGGUCAACCUAUCUUCAAAUAAGAAACUUUCGAUGCUGAUAAAUCCCAACAGUUCUCCAACCCCAGCUAAUAAGAGAGCCUCACUUAGGGAUGUUGAUCCAUCGGCCCCUCCAAUCCCUGUUGAUAUGCUCAAGGACUACAACAAAUCGGUACCUAAAACAAACAAGAAAUCAUCUCGUCUCAGUAAGAGGUUGUCAUUUAUGCCUAACAAGCGUGGCUCCAUGACAACAAAGCUAAUUGCCACUUACGCUAAGAUUUCAAAAGAAAAUGAUUGGGAGUACAUUGAAAAAGAGACUAGAAGAACCAGUGCGGAUUUUGCCACUCUGUGUGAUGAGAUCUUCGAGCAUGAAAAGUACGAACAAAUUAGAAGGGAGAAAGAAGAGCUGGAAAGAAAGGUGAGGGAGGCCAAAGAGCAAGAGGAAAGAGAAGAGAAGGAGAGGCAAAAAGAAGAACAAAGGCGUCAUGAGGAGGAAGUCGCGCGUCAAAGACAAGUUCAACUGGAAGAGGAGGGUCGGCAGAAAGAAGCUCUCGAACAGAUAGAUAGAGAGAUGGAAUUGCUAAGAGCUAAUGGUAAGGAAUUGAAAGAGAAUAACGUGGUCCAACAAAGGUCUGUUUCGGCGCCCGCUGAAACUAUUUUGAACGUUGACAAAAGAAGCUCUACCAUCGGACUAGAUAACGAUAUUGAGGACUUGCUUCAAAAGAGGACAUUCUCCCUAGAAACGAGACCUAUUUCCAGACUAGAUCCUGGUAUCUACGGUGCUCGUGAAACGCCUAAAACGGACUCUGAUACUCCAAAGAGUGACUUCGAGACCCAAAAAACAAUUUUAGAAACCAUCCGCAGGUCAAAAUUUCUAGGCUCUUCCUUCGACAUAAGCAAGGAGCUUGCGAGGGAAAGGAGGAACAACAACGAAAAAGCGGCAUCGGUGGACAAAUACAGCGAUUACCAAGGGCGCAUCGCCUCAACUGCUACAGCCACUUCUGGUACCAACGAGGGUUUUGAGACGCAAGCUCUUCCCAAGAAUGCUACUGGCAUCGCCCCAUUGAAGGCCAAAUCUAACUGUGAUCCACGCAAAAUUUCUGACAUUCAAGUUCCUCAGUUAACGAGGCGCUCGCGCCAUUUCACCGCAUCUAAUAAAAGACUAUCAGUGCUGUCCAUGUAUUCGACUAAGGCAUCAUUCACAAAUUUGGCCGAUCACCUCAAAGGUGAUAGUGAUUUACAGUCGAUAAACGGCAGUCCUCCCUCGACUUCGAAGGUGGAUCACGAAGCCGAGUUCAUGUUUGAAAGCAUUGAUGGAGACGGAAAGGACACAGCAGAGACCUCGGCCGAUAGUCGGCUGUAUGAAAUCACAGAGGCGACGGACUCAAAAAGCGGUUCGCGUAAUACCGUUAAACUAAACUUUGCCGACCGAUUCAAUGGAGGCGCUAAUCCUGUUGUCAGCAGCAUGGAUGACCCUUCAACCAUUAAGCUUCCUGCUUUGCCUCCUUUAGACGAGCAGAAAUCCAAUGGAAUGACUGGUCUUGGUUUGUAUCAACAGACCUCUAGUGAAUCGGCCGACAACCGCCACACGAGUUCCAAUUCCAAACCACCAAAGAAAACAUCAUCUAUGUUGCCUGCUUCUCAACAAAGACCGGCGACUGAAACAGCUCCUGCUAAAAAGGUCGAGAAAUUGCCAAAGCCCAUCGAGAAGAAAACGCCAGCCUCCAAUAGACAGCCUUUAGAGGAUGUUACGUCUGAGUCCAUCAAGAAAGGCAACAAAUCUUUUUUCCGUAAGUUUUCUUCUAAGAAGGCGGCCGAGAGCAAGGCAGAAAGUGUUGAAAACAUUCUGAAAACAUCUAUCGAUGAAACACAAAUGUUCAACGCCAUGAGUAAGCUUCUACUGGCCUGGAAAGACUACGGCUUGAAAGGUGUCAAGACCAAUCCUUCAGCCAAGAAGAUCAAGGGCAAAUUGAGCAGCGACAACAUCUUAUCGUUACGCUCAACCCUUUUCGAGAUUACUGUUGCUGCAAGGAAGGGCUCUACUGGGUCGGAUGUUAGAUUUGAAAAGAUAUCUGGCUCUGGCAAGACUUUCCGAAAACUGGUCAAUGAGAUCGAGAAGAUAUUAGAGAACAAAGGCGCUCUCAUCCGGGCGUAA
Messenger RNA from Lachancea dasiensis, 3501 nucleotides. The record is from the annotation of a GenBank genome assembly. Lineage: Eukaryota; Fungi; Ascomycota; Saccharomycetes; Saccharomycetales; Saccharomycetaceae.